CAAGGUCAGGAUCUGCUGCCUGCUGUAACAUCAUUUCAAUAUUCAUGUUUGUUGCAGUAAUGUAUUUUUGUCUAGAGAAAAUUACUUCUUUAAACGUCUAAUGUAAUGUUUUAUAUGUUUUGUAUUGUUUAAAGUUAGACCACAAGACACCCAGGUUGCUAUCGUAAUAAAUUGUAUUAUUUAUUAUUGUUCAACUUUUUUAAAAUUUCAUUUUACAAAACACUUGGAAUAAAAAGGAAAAUGUAAACCUUUAGUAAUGUUUUUAGUGAAAAGUUUAUGUGCGGGGAUUGUGGAAAUAAGAAAGGCUUUUAAAUGUUGAUAGAAGCUAACAACUAAAUAAAUGUUUAUGCAGACAAUCAUUCAAGACAGUGAUUGCUUUAUUUCGAUGUGUUUUAAAGUGCAUAUCACUCAAAAUAACUAUGGAUCUGUGCACUUUUGAACGCAUCUUCCGACGGCGGGAAUUUUCAGCACUAGAUUAAAAAAGAAAACGCAAAAUUACAAUUAUGGUGCUGAUCAGCAAUUUAUUAGGUGCAGCUUGAGACAUUUUUUUGUAUACAGCUUAACGUUUUAAGUUAUUGCUAUUAUAGUAUAUUGUUAUUACGGUAUAAUUUAUUUUACAAACCGAGGUAGCGUUAAUAUUAAAAGUAAAAAUGUCUGCUAGCAAGACGCGCAUUAAGAAAAGCAAAGAGGAAACAGCAGAGUGGACAGGGUUAUUUCAAGGCGACUUGAAGACCGAGCAGGCGUCGCUUGUGUUUGUGAAGAGGAUGAUGGCUGUGGCCGUGUCCUCCAUCACUUAUCUCCGGGGUAUUUUUCCAGAGGACGCCUACAGGUCCAGAUACUUGGAGGAUUUGUGCAUUAAAGUCUUGCGUGAAGACUGCAGCACCCCUGGAGCAAACAAAGUUGUGAAAUGGAUGAUGGGCUGCUUUGAUGCAUUAGAAAAGCAAUAUCUCCAGAUUGUGUUUAUUGGGGUCUACACAAACCCUGAUGAUCCCAAUUGCAUAAUUGAGUCCUACCAGUUUAAAUUUAAGUAUACAGAAAAGGGCCCAGAGCUAAACAUCCUCAGGAACAAUGCUGUGCGGAUGCAGGUGACUCUAGAGGACACCAAAAGAGCAUCUGUGCUGCUCAUCAGAAAGCUCUUUUUGCUUAUGCAGAAUUUAGGCUCCCUCCCCAACAAUGUCUACCUGACCAUGAAGCUUUACUACUAUGAUGACAUGACUCCUGAGGACUAUGAACCCCCUGGCUUUAAAGAGGGUGAAUGUGACAGUCUGUGGUUUGAAGGCACUGCCAUUCACUUUAAGGUUGGCAAUGUGCAGACACCUUUCCACACUUUGAGGGUGCGUGUCUCUGCAGAACAAGGUCGACUGGCCAAGCUUCAAGAAGGGAACUACCUGAGAGACAGCAAACUUGAGAAAAAUGUCAAAAUGGACUAUCAAAAGAAGGAAAUUGACGAAGAGGAUGUCCCUUCAGAAGAUGAGUCUGCGCAGUUCAAGAAGCCCACACAGCCUCUGGCAAAGAGAAAGGCAAUGGGCAAGACACAGGCCAAAAGGAAAAGAAUAAUCUAAAAUGUUUCUAUAGUGAUUAUUGAUAAAUUAUCAUUGCUUUGUUGUAAACAUUUUAUCUCAUAUUUAUUAUAUUGCAAAGUAAGGAUUUAAUAAAAUAUGUUUAUGUUGUUUAAAAGAGGUCAAGCAUUUUGCUGUU
Messenger RNA from Boleophthalmus pectinirostris (great blue-spotted mudskipper), 1698 nucleotides. Its product is annotated as HORMA domain-containing protein 1-like. Lineage: Eukaryota; Metazoa; Chordata; Actinopteri; Gobiiformes; Gobiidae. The transcript has 13 exons. The record is from RefSeq and is a predicted model, not a curated record. The coding region runs from base 651 to 1562 and encodes 303 amino acids.